AUGGAGUUUAGCUCUAGGAAGAUCGAGAAGCGCAAUCGAGCCCCGGUCUCUUGCGAGCCAUGUCGAGUCCGAAAGCAAAUGUGCAGCCGGGGCCAGCCCUGCGAAGGGUGCUCCAAGCGAGGCCAAGCAGCAUCCUGCCGCUAUGCGCCCAACGCCAUUCGAAACAAGCCUCGCACGCCCAAAGUGAACAUUCAGGAGCGGUUAGAUAACUUGGAAAGCAUGUUAUCGUCAAUGGUGUCGUCGACCUCCCCCAUCGAGCAUCCCGGACAGUCAACGGCCAGCUCCAAUACGAGCAGAGUGUCAGCCUCAUAUCAAAAGUAUGAGUUGUCUGUCAUGUCAACAUCAACGUCAACACAAAGCAAUCAAGAAGAUCACGUUUUACCUCCUGAGCUACCUCAUCGCCAUGAAUCUGGCGACGGUCAAGUCAGCUACGUAGACCCAAGCCACUGGAUGGCCAUACUGGACGGAAUUAAAGAGGUUCGGGAGCAUCUUUCGGCAUUUGAUCGCCCCUUGCUUCAGGAAGAGCCACCGCACAAGAGCUAUGGACUGGAAGAGGAAGCCGGGUUUUUGUUUGGCGCAUUUCCGGCCGUCGACAUCGACGAUGUCUUGACCGAUCUGCUGCCAAGGCAAACGUGCGAUGCGCUUAUUUCUCAGUAUUUCAAUUCGGGAUUCAUGGCUUCAGGUAUUCUGCAUCCGGAAAAAUUUCAAAAAGAAUAUGAGAAGUUCUGGGAAUCUCCCACAAAGGCACCACCGCUUUGGAUUUCCCUCCUAUUCUCUGUUUUGAGCCUCACAACGACGCUUCGCUUCAUCUCAGCUCCAUCCGAAUCAAUUACUACAACCUCUACUCUUCUUACCUUACGACGAAGAGCUAUCCAAUGUCUUAUACUGGGAAAGUUUGCUACGGCGAACUCCUACUCCCUAGAAAUCCUCGUCAUCCACUUGCAGUGUUCCUUUAUGGCGCAUAAGAAGCUCACUUCUGAUCAUUGGUUCGAAAUGGGUACUUUGAUUCGCCUCGCCUUUAGAAUGGGCUAUCAUCACGACCCAGAUAACUUACGAGGAAUUUCCGUCUUUGAUGGAGAAAUGCGACGUCGCGUUUGGCACAAUAUAAUCCAAGUAGAUGCACUCAUGUCCUUUCAGAUGGGGCUCCCUAGCAUGAUUCCGACCGAGCUUUGCGACACCAAAGUGCCCAGAAAUUUACAGUAUUCUGAUCUUGAGAUAGGAAUGACUUUGCUACCUCCAGGUCGACCACUAUACGAAAACACGCCCAUCCGAUAUCCAAUUGCAAAGGCCGGCAUCAUGGCCGCUUUUAAGAAGAUUGUUGCGCACUCACUCUCUAUACAGCCACCGACUUAUGACACCACAAUCGUGCUGGAUAACGAAUUGAGGGAAGCAUACAGUGCUAUGCCGGAUGUCUUGAAAGCAAAGGACGUUAGCCAGUCGUUUAUGGAUACGUCGAGCGUGAUAUUUGAGAGAUGUACGCUGGAGAUGCUCAAACUGAAAGGCAUCAUUGUCCUGCAUCGACGCUUCAUCACCUCUGAAGUGGACAGUCACAGGGCUGAGCACUCUAGGCGUGCCUGUGCUGAGGCGGCCCUCGAUAUUCUGGCUCGCCAGGCGGAUAUACACCAAGCAUCGCAGCCUGGAGGCCGUCUAUAUGAUGAUCGGUGGAUGAUGUCGUCACUCACCGUGCAUGACUUUCUUCUAGCUGCCAUGGUGCUUUGUCUACAUCUUUCAGUUUCGCUCCGAAGAACAUCACGCCCCUUUACUACUGGUAAGAACGAUGGAAGUUUGGCCGAGAGAGAGUAUCGCGCGUUGAAAACAUCACAACAAAUCUGGGCGUCCGGUGGUUCAACCUCCCCCGAGGCGCAAAUCGCGGCUUUGGCGCUCGAUCUAAUGGUGCAAAAGGUUGCAGAGAAAGAGUCCGGCCAUACUCGCCGAAACGAACCCCCCGCAAAGGAGUUUAUCCCGGAUAAUCCUUCCGAAGAACUCUUCCCAUUCGCAGGGACAAUGUCGCAAAUGAUUGAUGGCACAGAGGGGCUUGACUGGGGCUUGUUGGAUCAGUACUUUCAGAACAAUAUGAUGGAUGCGGCUCAGCUGGAGGGGUUCAACAUGGAUCUGAGUGGGAGCAACUGGUUUGACCUGAACCAAUAG
Messenger RNA from Trichoderma gamsii, 2148 nucleotides. RefSeq lists its product as hypothetical. Gene Ontology annotation, cellular component: nucleus. The transcript is spliced from 5 exons. Lineage: Eukaryota; Fungi; Ascomycota; Sordariomycetes; Hypocreales; Hypocreaceae. Bases 1 to 2148 code for a protein of 715 amino acids. The record is from RefSeq and is a predicted model, not a curated record. Gene Ontology annotation, biological process: regulation of DNA-templated transcription; DNA-templated transcription. Gene Ontology annotation, molecular function: DNA-binding transcription factor activity, RNA polymerase II-specific; DNA binding; zinc ion binding.